Molecule: messenger RNA, 5190 nt
Organism: Culex pipiens pallens (northern house mosquito)
Lineage: Eukaryota; Metazoa; Arthropoda; Insecta; Diptera; Culicidae
Gene: jvl
Product: protein bunched, class 2/F/G isoform
Exons: 9
Coding region: 873-5042 (1389 amino acids)
Source: RefSeq, a predicted model, not a curated record
CGAAGUUCUGAAGUACGAGGUUGACAAUUUGUUUUGAUUCAAGGAGCUCGACGACUGUUCUGGAAUUUUUGAGUGGCUAGCAAUCAAUGGACGAUCUGCGCUAUCAGUAUUGGUGAAGAGAGGAGUUGAUGCCGUUGGACUCCGUUCCGGCUGGGUCGUUUUCAUUCAGCUGCGCUGAACACCCCAUCGUUUCAUAACAUUACGCCACGGUGACCACGGCGCGGGCUUGGUGAAGAAUACGGUGCGUUACCCGCGUUGGGAUAUACAUCGGAAGCGGAGCGUUGAGUUGGGCCGGGGAGUUGCGGUAGCCGACAACAGGUUGUGAGAAAAAACACAAGAAAUUCGAGGGAGUUGCUGUUGGUGAGGCUGUUGUUGUUCAAAGGUCGUCGCUUGGAAGAUGGGAAAAUUAGAUGAUUGGUAUUAAUUGAAUUAGUGAUUGUGUGAAAAAAAAGUAGUCGGGGAAACAAAAUCAGAGCCGAGCUCAAAGGAGUGUGCGGAAGUAAAGGUCGAAGAAAGUGCGCGCACAAGCUUUAAGCUGGUUACACGAAGAGUGCGAAAAAGAGUUGCAAAGGUCUUGCGUUGGUGUGUAUUUGGGGAAGAGGAGAGUUCGUGCCCUAACGAGUGUGCAGUGAAGUUGUCGAAGAUCCGUCUCGAUGGAGCAUCGAGAUCAACGACCUGCUGUGGUGCAAAUUACUGCUGAACUUCGACCGGAAGCAUUCGCGACGAAUUCGGCAGGUUAAGGAAGACAAGUCCCGGAUGUGUUACGGAGCUAUAUACUCAAAACAAAAUCUGUUCAAAAGUAGUUCAAGAUUGUGGAUAUUCGAAGAUCGCCCCCAGUGAUCUCCAACCCGGCACGUGGAUGUGAUUUCUGAAUGGUAUGUUCCUUUUGCCAAGAUGAUGAUGAUGAUGAGCUAGUUGAGAGUGACUUGUGCACACUGGGCUCGCGACCUGGUAUGGAGUGUGUGCCAUUGAGAUCUCCAGCAGACCCGUAUCACUAUCAUCACGUCACCGAGCAAACAAAGUCAUUACAGGAAUUGCAGAAUGAAGUCGGCGCUCUAUUGGAAUUCCGCGAUCUGGUUAUCGAAACCUUUCCCGACCUUAAAACGAAGAUGGCAUCCGCAUCCGCCGCCAACAGCACACUCACCGGGAUCCCCUCGUCAUCAUUGGCGUCUAGCCGACGCGAGUGGGAGCCCGGAAUCCGCACGCGGCGGAAACUGACCGCCAAGGAUCACCUCUCGCACCAGGUCAGCGGCGGGACAUCGACCAGCGGCGGCGUCGUCGUAGUCUCCAGCACCACCACCACCACCGAUAUCCACCAUCCUCACCACCAUCACCACCACCAGCACCACCACCAGCCCCACUCGUCCUCGCUGAUCAGCCGAAGUCGGAGCAACUCGCAGAGUGGGGGCAGCAGCGGGGGAGGUGGCGGCAGUGGCAGUGGCAGCGGCGGCCACCGGAAGGAACCAAAGAGCGGCGACGCGCAGAGCAGCGGCAGCGUCGUAAUUCAGGACUCGGGCUUCUCGACGGAGACGUCCUCGUCGAAGGAGACCCACAGUGCCUCGUCGUCGACGGGGAACGGCGGCGGCGUGCUGCUGCUGCAGGGGGGCAACGUAUCAAAUACGGCGGCGGCGGCGAGCCAUCAGCAGCGGCUGGACACCGAGGACGAGCUGUGGAAUUUACUAGAUGUGAUACAUAGGAAAAGCAAUCGACUCCGGGAGGAGGUGGACGCGCUGCAGCAGCUGGAGCGGGAAAAGUGUCGAACAAAUGUGCUGAACCAGAACCAGAACGUCGUGGGGCAGAACGUCGCGACGGCCGGCGGCGGCAGCAGUAGUAGUAGCAAUAGUUCUAACAAUAAUCAUCAUCAUAUUCAUAGCGGUAGUAGCGGUAGCAGUAGUAGCAGUAGUGGCAACCUUCCCCAUCACCAUCACGCGGCCCCGACGACGACGGUGGGUGGCCUGGCGAAAACCUUCCAGAACCAGCUCCUGGUGGACGUUGUAAAUAAGGACGAUGUACAAAUCCUGCGCAAAGAGCGGGACCGACUGUUUGAGCAGCUCUCGGACUACGAGGCCGAGGCGAUGGCGAGCCGGAUACGGGCCACCAAGAUGCAGGACGACGUGGACGUGCUGGCGGCGGCCAAGCGCGACCUCGAGGGCCAGCUGCAGGCCGCGCUAAGUCAGAAGCUAGAGCUUAACACUAAGAUUCAUGAUCUCCACCAGCAGUUUGUAAAUAAGAGUGCGCCUAGUUCCCCCGAUUCCAUCAAAAGUCGACACCUCCAGACGCUCACCCCGAGCAGCGGCGUCGGCCUACUGCGGAAACACUCGUCAACGGACUCGACCACGACGACGCUCCAUCUGUCCACCUCGACGACCUCGUCACCCUCCUCCAACAGUCAGCAGCACCUACUUAAACCGUCCGCUACCCGCGCCGGUUCCAGCUUUGCCCCCAUCGUCAAAAGUAGCGCCAAGGCGGAAGCGGCGGACCACCAUCCUACUAGUCCCGAUGCCGCCGCCCUCGGCAAGCUGGACGGUCUGCUCAGCUCGCCGGCCCGGGUCAACAAGGUGCGGAUGACGGACUCGAAGAAGAUCGCCGCCAUCCUGCUGGAGACGAACAUUGUCGAGUUGCAGCGGCACCUGCUGACCAUCACCGUGCAGAAUCAGGUUCUACAGCAGCGGCUAGAGUACGCCACCCGGUCACGGAUCUUCAUGAGCAAAAAGCUGGACAAAUCGAAAGAGGAUAUCGACGAUCUGAAAUUUCGGCUCGAGGAGAAGAACAUCGAACUGGAGGGCACCAAGGCGCAGCUGCGGGUUCUGGAAUCCAAGCAACAGCAACAUCAAUCCGGCAAAUCCUCCGUCGCCUCUUCGGGCUUCAGCCCGGAACAUCACCCAACGGUAACCGCGGUCGCCGCCGCAACUCCUACCGCCCUCGUCGCCCCGGUGAAGCCGUCCGUAGUUAGCACGUCUGCGGGUGGCAUCGUGACCAGCCAGCCGUUCCACCACCAGCAGCGGGACUUGACGCUGCGGUUACAGCAGGCGAGUCAGGUUUCCACUCCGAGCAUGAAGGCGAUGAUUCCGCUGGCGAUGGACGAGGUGCUGCACCACAGCAGCAGUACCGAGUCGGCGCAGGACCAGGCGGAACGGUUGACGUAUCCGGAGACGCCGAAGCGGAAGCCGAGCAAGAUUCCGCUGCCGGGGACGAAGGGUUACGUGGCGCCGAAGCCGCCGACGGGGCGGAAUUUUGUGGCGAACGCGCCGAAGAACUCGCCGUCGCCGUCGGGGUCGCUGUCGAACAAGUCGCUGAACAAGAGCACGGGCAGUUUGUACAUGCGGUCGACGGGGCCGAGUUCGAUUAGCAGUGGGAAUCGAGUGGCGCGGGAUACCAGCAUGAACCGGCCUGAGUCGGCGCAGAGCUGGAGCAGGCGGGACACGUCGCUGGAGAAGAGUCGGAGUUCCUCGAUACCGGUGUCGUCGAAGGGAUCGCCGGUGGCGGCUAAGCCGCCGCCUUCGGCCGUUGUGAGCAGUUCACCGCAGCCCAAGGCCAAGCGGGACUCGCUGACGACGCGGGUGAAGAACUUGGACUCGCUGUCCCGGUUGCAGACGGCUGCAUCCACCGGGAAUUUGAGCAAGUCCAGCUCGAAAAAGGACCUCAGCUCGACGAGCUUCAGCACGGGUCGGCCGAAGCAGGCUUCCGGUGGGGGUGGCAUUCGGCGCGUCAGCAGCGCCUCCAUCGGACGAAGCUCGUCGACGGAACACAGCGGUGGAAGCAGCAGCAACGGUUCCUCCUCGGUGGCGGCCUCCCCCACGGACAACAGUGACAACGGCAAGGCCCGAAGAACCAACACGUUCCGCCUGGCCAGGCCUACCCUGAUGCCACCCCUGGAGGUUCCCUCCUCGAUAGCAGCGGCGCCGCCCCGCGGUGGUGGCCCGCAACUGCUACGGCGCAGCCAUCUGCCGGUCGUCGUUCCGCCGAGGAAACCAACCGCCGCCGCGUCCACGCUAAUCAUAAUGGCGUCCUCGCCGGACGCCACCGCCCACGACGCGUCUUCGUCUUCCUGCUCUUCCGGGUCCGGCUCGUCGCCGUCCUCGGUGACCACGGUCACCACGAUCGAGUCGCACUCGUCUUCGACGCAGGCUCCGCCCGCUUCGCGGGACUUGAUCGGGGAGUACCUGGCGGCCAAGAGUCGAACUCAGGGGCCGCCCGCCAUUUUGAUUCCGCAGCAGGCGGCGGCGGCUGCGCCGCGACGGGACGCUGACGAUCUGGAGCUGGCCUACAAGCAUCCGAUACUGCUGAUGAACGACGAGGACGAGCAGAACGUGUUCUGCAGCGUGGUGUCCAGCGUCGGGAACGAGCGGAACCGGGAGGUUGAGGUGCGGUACGUCGAUGACAACUCGAUAGAGCUGCUGGACGCGCGGGAAGACUUUGGCGAGGGCGAGAAGGAGUCGUUGAUUGUGCCAAAGCCGAAGAAGAUGGCGUUCCACUCGCUCAAGGGAAGCCCGGUGAAAAACGGCGCCGACGACCAGGACGCCAAGUGCCGGCUGGUCGGCAAGGUCAACCCGAACAUCCUGAAAACGUGGGAACAGCUCAGCGGCGGAGACAAGGGCGAACCGGUGGCGAAGCGCAAGAGCUCGCUGAUCACGGUGACCUCGUCGGAGAACAGCGCCGACAGCAAGCAGAGCUGUCUGAUCUUCUACCGGAACCAGUACAACAACCUGACGGCGCCGGAAGAGGAGGAGUUCCACGUGAACCGCAUCCAGCACGGUUCCGUCUCGACGACCAGCUCGUCCAGCACGAUGGAGGAGCCCAAAGCGGCCGCGGAUCCGCGGACUACUUCGAUGGUCACCUCGACGACGACGACGGAAACGACCAGCUCCGAGGGUUGCUACGAUUUUUACGACAGUAUCGACGACAGUAGUACCAGGAUCGACGGAGUGGUGCUGGAGGAAGACGAAGACGACGACGAGUACGCGAUGGCGGCCGGCGAAGGGCUCGCAGACUUUACCUCGCUCGACCGGAAGAAGAUGAUGUGGUCGAUUGACGUGGAGUAGGGGGGAGAGAGAGAGGGUGUUUUUGUUUUGGGUAUUUCUCGCGAUAAGCAAUCAGUAUUGUUGACAGUACGGUUUUUUGUGUUUGUAUUCGGAAAUAAAUGUCUACUUUUUAUGUUUUUCACUUGAAUCCGGAAGAGCUGAGGACGGA